GUCCCAGCAGGGUGGCGCCUUCGCUGUCAGACUCACGUCUAUGGGCGACUCCGUCAUGGAUGUGAGCGGGGCCUACUGGAAGCUGGAGCACACAGAGGACCGUACUCCACCUGGCUGAACCCAGGCCCUGUGACUGAGGUGACCAGGCUGUCCUCGAAGCCACACAGCUGGGUUUUCACUACACAUAUCGGAGAGUAAGGGUUUCAAAAGGUGCAGCUGAAGGCAGCAAACUACUGUGUUCAGUUCAGGGUGAAGAAUGAAUGGCAGGUUCAUGUUUUACAUAAACACUGGGAGGGGAAACUCAGCUUCCUAGUACUGUUUAACCACACUUACCCUUCAGAAAACAUUUUGUUCUUGGAGACUGUGCAACACAGCUUGGUAAAUCCAUUUUCAUGGGUUUGUACAGAGCUUCUCAGUCUUUGGUUUGACAUUUCUGAGAUAAGAAUUUCUGGCUUUGGUUUAUUUAGUAGAAUCACAUGGAGGGUCAUUGCUUUCUGCCACAUGGCCAUGACUGACACACCGUGGCUAAUUGGAGUUAGCUUAAAACCAGCGAGAACAACCUGCCACCCUCGUCCCCGGUCUUUCGGACACUAGUGUUUCUCCCUGUUCAGUGCUGAACUGAAGCAAACAUGGUUUCGGGACUUUCCACUUGUUGUCGUCCUGAGACCCCUCCGUCCAUCUCGUUCUCAGGAUCUGGAUUCAUGGCCACCUACCAGCUGGGAGUGGCCCAGUGCUUCAGGGAUCUCGCACCCGGGCUCCUCCGCGCCGCCCCGUGCGUCCUCGGUUCAUCUGCUGGGUCUCUGGUAGCAGCUGCUGUGGUCUGUGAGAUGAGCCCCACUGUGAUUCGGGAUGAGAUGCUGCACUUUGCCAAGCAGAUGAAGGCUUUUGCUCUCGGGCCGCUGAACCCCUCAGUCAGCGUUUUCCACUGGCUGGAGCGCGUCGUGCUCAAACACCUCCCCGCCGACGCGCACCGGCUGGCCAGCGGCCGCCUCGCCGUGGCCAUGACUCGGCUGACCGACGGCAGGUGUGUCGUGGCGUCUGAGUUCGGGUCCAAAGACGACGUGGCACAGGCUCUGCUCGGCAGCUGCUUUGUGCCUGGGUUCUGUGGGAUGCAGCCUCCGUCCUUCAGAGGAGUGUAUUACGUGGACGGAGGAUUCACCAGCUUCCAGCCGGUUCUGCCCACUCCUACUUUGACAGUGUCUCCGUUCUCUGGAGAGUCCGACAUCUGUCCCGCAGACGGGCCGUGCAUGUGGGACUUGGUCGUGAGUGGAGCCACCCUGAAAGGCAGCAUGGCGAACAGCUUCAGGAUCAUGAAUGCUCUCUAUCCGUUGAGCCUAGAGACUCUGGAACAAGCCUACCACAGCGGCUACGUAGACGCCACUCACUUCCUUCUGCAAAAUGAUCUUGCCCCAGGUUUGACCAUACACAAGCUUUCCAUUGACUGCAAUGAGACUAAAACACGGCUCCAACUAGAUAUUACUGAUGAGGAUGAGGAUGAGAUGAAGGCAGAGGAGGAGACUACGCUGACUUAUCUAGACACCAGCUGCAGGCAGGUGGGCAACUGGAACGGACCUGAACGCAACACUAACAGACCAAGAGGAGAACCCAGUCUGCAGCUUGACGUGGUAAAGAAUGUUCCGCUGCAUGAGACCUUCAGUUACGUAAGCAUGUUUCCAGCGUGGAUCUUAUCGUACCUCCUCCUUCCUCUGAUGCUGAUGUUUCACUUUGUUCUCCAGAACAGGGCCAGCAUGGAGCUGGUGUUCCUGCAGGCUCUGGAGCUGCUCUUCAAGGCCUGGCACAGCCUCAGAAACCUGACCUUCUUCGUCCUCAGCAUCUUUCUCUCCAGCCUCAAGAGGAACUUAAAUGGCAGGGUCUUUCCCCUCAUUCCGUUUUUGCAAUGGAUGAGACGUCUCACACGAUAUGAGGUUGGACCAGAGGUCCCCAGGAAAUUGCAGUAGCGGAGAGGCUUUUGAAUUUCAUUUCAUCCACUUGCUACCUCACAUGAACUUAUUCACAUAGCUGUAAAUAAAUCCAGCACACUACACUACAUGUACCUUACUGUAUACGCUGUAAACCUGUGUUUAACCUUUCACUUGCUUAACAUUCACUGUGACAGAAAUCAACUUGCUUUGGGGUCUAUUUGUUGACUUCAAAUGAAUAAAUAAUGCUUUUGAUGUC
This is a messenger RNA of Betta splendens (Siamese fighting fish), 2178 nucleotides long. It is a transcript of the gene pnpla1, whose product is annotated as patatin-like phospholipase domain containing 1. The record is from RefSeq and is a predicted model, not a curated record. Lineage: Eukaryota; Metazoa; Chordata; Actinopteri; Anabantiformes; Osphronemidae. The coding region runs from base 630 to 1958 and encodes 442 amino acids. The transcript is spliced from 9 exons. Gene Ontology annotation, molecular function: triacylglycerol lipase activity. Gene Ontology annotation, biological process: lipid homeostasis; triglyceride catabolic process. Gene Ontology annotation, cellular component: membrane; lipid droplet; cytoplasm.